AUGCGCGGCGUCCCGCGAACUGUCUCCAAACAAACCGCAGCAGCAGCAGCAGCAGCGCCGCUGCUGCUGCUGGGCGCAGCAGCAAGCGUCAGCCUCACCGUGGCCGUCACCCGCGGGGACUGUCUGUCUCCUUUCAAAAGGAGACAGACACCCGAGUGUCUCCUUUUGCUGCUGCUGUACUGCCGCUACCUCUGCGCCAAAAACGCAGCAGCACUUAUUGUCACUUCUUGCAAACCCGGGGCCACGCCCCGCAAUGUGCGGCUGCUGUAUCGCUAUUUGAUGCACCGCAUGUAUGGAUACCCCUUCAGAGAAGGGGCCCAACUCGAAGACGAGGAGACACUUUUCGUUCCGGCAGGAUGGGAGACAGUGGAGGAACUCAACGCCAUAGUAGCAAAGACAUCUGCAGGGACUUUUGACAAGGAGAAGGAGACAGCCCCUGCGGUGUCUGUCCAGCCCAUUGCUUCCUUUUUGAAGGAGCUGCAGCAGCAGCACAGCAGCAGCACCCCACAGUUGUAG
Molecule: messenger RNA, 516 nt
Organism: Eimeria tenella
Lineage: Eukaryota; Apicomplexa; Conoidasida; Eucoccidiorida; Eimeriidae
Exons: 6
Coding region: 1-516 (171 amino acids)
Biological process (GO): microtubule-based movement; microtubule cytoskeleton organization
Cellular component (GO): cytoplasmic dynein complex; centrosome
Molecular function (GO): dynein heavy chain binding
Source: RefSeq, a predicted model, not a curated record